Molecule: messenger RNA, 702 nt
Organism: Alternaria arbusti
Lineage: Eukaryota; Fungi; Ascomycota; Dothideomycetes; Pleosporales; Pleosporaceae
Exons: 2
Coding region: 1-702 (233 amino acids)
Source: RefSeq, a predicted model, not a curated record
AUGCCGUUUACGAGACGGAAGAAAACCGUGGAGCAAAACCAGAGUGACUUCUUCGCAAAGUUACCAACGGAAUUGCGAUUGAAGAUCUACGGCAUGGUAUUUCGCGAUAUUGAGAACAUUCUUGUGGAUGCAGAUGAUGGCGCACAGGAUGAUAUGUUCAAGUUCAGCGCCGACCCUGGACGCUCAACAGGCAUUCUACGUACCUGCCGCAGAAUCUACCGCGAAGCAGUCAACUUGCUAUACUCUGAGAUCGACUUCACCUUCACAAGUUAUAGACGUUUCAUCCUCUUCACUCGCUCGAUCCCACAACCACGCUUAGCUAGCAUCAAGCGCAUCACCAUCGGGCAUAUCUAUCCGAGCUGGACUCCUUUAGUCACAACCGAAGAGGAGCGUUACCGCCUUAGCUACGAAUACGACGACUUUUUCACCGCUAUCAGGUUGUUGCCCAGACUCGAAUUCCUCGACCUACACUUUAGGGCAGAUACUUGGCAUGUUCAUCCCUAUAAGCGCCUGGACAAUAUUGAAUUGUUGGAUGAGAUUGAGCAAAGGUGGGAUAGGGUUGGCGUUGAAGUAUGGUAUAUCAUACGUGGGUCUCCGCUGGAAUUAGAGAGGUUACGGGAAUGGGAGUAUGAUAGGAAGAAGGAUAGAAUAUCUUGGGCGAGGUGGAAGAUCCAUCGUUACCAGCACACCAGAUUGUUUUGA